UCCACAGAACCCUGGCAUUAGUUACUAUGUCGGCUCAUUGGAAGUCAGGAUCACUCAUUUUGCCCCUACGGGAUCCAGAUCUUAGAAGCAUUUAACUGUACACUGAAACUAAAGAGAAUACUGAGGAGGGCUUUUCCUUUUACUUUUUUUUAAAGUUGUUGUGGGUCAUAAUUAUCAUUAUCCAGGGGCAGGCAUUAUUCUACAAAAAGUAGUGGAGCAGUAAAGUUGGAACAUAAAUUGCCAAGAAAUUUUGUUGGGUUCUUUUCUCUCUUGGUGAAGAGAUUUCAUUUCUGCUCACAUGCUUUGGUAUGAGGAAGUGGAAGAUUAUUAUGAAAGAGAAGAUGUUCAAAAGAAAACAUUCACAAAAUGGAUAAAUGCCCAGUUUGCUAAGUUUGGGAGACAUCAUAUUGAAGACCUUUUUACUGAUUUUCGAGAUGGACGAAGACUUCUGGAGCUCCUUGAAGGUCUUACAGGUCAAAAACUUGCAAAAGAAAAGGGUUCCACAAGAGUUCAUGCUCUGAACAAUGUCAACAAAGCACUGCAGGUCUUGCAGAAAAAUAACGUUGAUUUGGUGAAUAUUGGAAGCACAGACAUAGUGGAUGGAAAUCAUAAAUUAACGCUUGGUUUGAUCUGGAGUAUAAUCCUCCACUGGCAGGUCAAAGAUGUAAUGAAAAACAUCAUGGCUGGGUUGCAGCAGACAAACAGUGAAAAGAUCUUACUAAGCUGGGUCCGCCAAUCAACUCGUAGUUACCCACAGGUCAAUGUUAUCAAUUUCACCAGUAGCUGGUCUGACGGAUUGGCUUUCAAUGCACUCAUCCACAGUCACAGACCAGAUCUGUUUGAUUGGAACAGUUUGGCUUCCCAACAGUCAGUGAUACAACGAUUAGACCAUGCAUUCAAUGUAGCUAAACGGCACUUGGGUAUUGAGAAACUCCUUGAUCCUGAAGAUAUUGCAACUGCCUAUCCAGAUAAGAAGUCAAUCUUAAUGUAUGUUACAUCACUCUUCCAAGUUCUACCCCAACAAGUCACCAUUGAAGCCAUCAGAGAGGUGGAAACAUUGCCCCGGCAAUCAAAGGUCACUAGAGAAGAGCAUAUACAUCAUCAACAACACUUCUCUCAACAAUAUUUGGGAGUCCCUGAAGACAAGCCAUUUGGCAGAUCACUGAUGGAAGAAGUAGACCUGGACAGCUACCAAACAGCUUUAGAAGAAGUACUUACAUGGCUUCUCUCUGCUGAAGAUUCAUUACAAGCACAAGGAGACAUAUCCAAUGAUGUAGAAGAAGUUAAAGAGCAGUUUCACACCCAUGAGGGUUUUAUGAUGGAAUUAACAGCUCACCAAGGACGAGUUGGCAAUGUUUUGCAAGUGGGGAGUCAACUAAUAACAGCUGGGAAGCUUUCAGAAGAUGAGGAAAAUGAAAUCCAAGAACAAAUGAAUCUGCUUAAUUCACGGUGGGAAAAUCUCCGGGUAGCCAGUAUGGAAAAACAAAGCAAUUUACAUAAAAUCCUGAUGGACCUGCAGAAUCAGCAGCUAACACAGUUAACUGAGUGGCUAGCAAAAACUGAAGAAAGAACAAAGAAAGUUGAAUCAGAACCCCUGGGUCCUGAUCUGGAGGAUUUAAAACGCCAAAUAGAAGAGCACAAGGCACUUCAGGAGGACUUGGAACAGGAACAAGUCAAGGUGAAUUCUCUUACUCAUAUGGUAGUUGUGGUGGAUGAAAGCAGCGGAGACAAAGCUACUGCUGCACUAGAAGAACAACUUCAGCAUUUGGGAGACCGGUGGGCAGCCAUUUGUAGAUGGACAGAGGAUCGCUGGGUUCUUUUGCAAGAUAUUCUUCGGAAAUGGCAACUCUUUGCUGAAGAGCAGUGCCUUUUUGAUGCAUGGCUUACUGAGAAAGAGGAUGCCGUGAACAGUGUUCACACCACUGGCUUCAAAGAUCAGAAUGAAAUGCUGACCAAUCUGCGCACGCUGGCUAUCCUGAAAGGAGAUCUAGAAAUGAAGAGACAAACCUUGAAUAAACUGAACUCACUCAGCCAGGAACUGCUUGCAGCUAUAAAAAAUAAAGCAGUAGCUCAAAAGCUGGAAGGUUGGCUGGAAAAUUUUGCCCAGCGUUGGGAUAACCUUGUGCAGAAGAUGGAGAGCAGUUCUAAGCAGAUUUCACAGGCUGUCACCACCACUCAGACAUCACUAACACAGACAACCGUAAUGGAAACUGUAACUAUGGUGACCACCAGAGAGCAAAUCCUCGUUAAGCAUGCCAAAGAGGAACUCCCACCACCACCACCCCACAAAAAAAGGCAGCUCGUUGUGGAUUCAGAAAGUAGGAAGAGGUUUGAUGCAGAUACAACAGAACUCCACAGUUGGAUGACUCGCUCAGAAGUUGUACUUCAAAGUCCUGAGUUUGCAAUAUAUCGAAAAGAAGGCAACCUGUCAGAACUCCAAGAAAAAGUCAAUGCCAUAGACCGAGAAAAGCCUGAGAAGUACAGAAAACUGCAAGAUGCCAGCAGAUCAGCUGAAGCCCUGGUGGAACAGAUGGUGAAUGAGGGCCUUAAUGCUGAGAACAUCAAACAAGCCUCCAAACAGUUAAAGAGCCGGUGGAUGGAGUUCUGUCAGUUGCUGAGUGAAAGACUGGCAUGGCUGGAGUACCAAAAUAACAUCAUUGCCUUCUACUCCAACCUGCAGCAAUUGGAGCAGACAGCAAUUACUGCUGAAAACUGGCUGAAAGCACAACCUACACCAGCAGCAGAUCCUACUACAGUAAAAACACAGUUAGAAAAGUGCAAGGAUCAAGUCAUCCAUUUGUCUAUCCUUCAGCCUCAAAUUGAGCAGCUAAAGGUUCAAAGCAAAGCCCUGAAAGAAAAAGAACAAGGACCAAUGUUUCUGGAUGCAGACCUUGUUGCUUUUACCAACCACUUCCAGCAAGUGUUUACUGAUAUAAAGGCCAGAGAAAAACAACUACAGACUGUUUUUGACAGUAUGCCUCCUGCACAGUAUAAGGAGACACUGAGCACUAUCCUUUUGUGGAUCCAGCAGUCAGAAGCCAAACUUUCUAUACCUCAGGUUACUGUUACUGAAUAUGAAAUAAUGGAGCAGAGACUCAGGGAGCUAAAGGCUUUGCAAAGUUCUCUGCAGGAACAACAAAAAGGCCUAAACUAUCUCAGCACAACUGUGGAAGAGAUGUCCAAGAAAGCCCCUGCUGAAGUCAGUCAGAAAUAUCGAUCAGAAAUUGAGGGCAUCCUUGGACGUUGGAAGAAAUUAUCAGCUCAGCUGGUGGAAAAUUGCCAAAAACUUGAGGAGAUGAUGACCAAGCUCCAACAGUUCCAGAAUGACACUAAAACCCUGAAGAAAUGGAUGGCUGAAGUGGAUGUUUUUCUGCAGGAAGAAUGGCCUGCCCUUGGUGAUUCAGAAGCACUGGAAAAACAGCUUGAACAGUGCACAGCCUUAGUAAAUGAUAUCCAGACAAUCCAGCCCAGUUUGAACGGUGUUAAUGAGGUUGGAAAGAAGAUGAGAAAUGAAGCAGAGCCAGAGUUUGCUUCCAGAAUACAGACAGAACUAAAAGAACUCAAUGCUCAAUGGGAACACAUUUGCCAACAGGCCUUUGCUAAGAAGGCAGCACUAAAAGGUGGCUUGGAUAAAACUGUGAGUCUUCGAAAGGAUUUGUCAGAGAUGCAUGAAUGGAUAACGCAAGCUGAAGAGGAAUAUCUGGAGAGGGAUUUUGAGUAUAAAACACCUGAUGAAUUACAGAAAGCAGUUGAGGAACUAAAGAGGGCAAAAGAAGAGGCUGCACAGAAAGAAGUGAAAGUGAAGCUUCUCACAGAUUCUGUGAAUAAUUUUAUAGCAAGGGCUCCGCCUGCAGCUCAUGAGGCCUUAAAAAAGGAACUUGAUGUCCUUAUUACCAACUACCAGCGACUCUGCAGCAGGUUAAAUGGAAAGUGCAAAACUCUGGAGGAGGUAUGGGCAUGCUGGCAAGAGUUAUUGUCCUACUUGGAUGCAGAAAAUAAAUGGCUGAAUCAGAUGGAAUCAAAACUCAGGGCAACUGAAAAUGUCCAGGGAGGUGCAGAAGAAAUCUCAGAGGCCCUGGAUUCUUUGGAAAACUUAAUGCGACAUCCAGAAGAUAACCGUAAUCAGAUUCGGGAACUGGCACAGACUUUAACUGAUGGUGGGGUCUUGGAUGAACUGAUCAAUGAGAAACUGGAAAAAUUCAAUACUCGAUGGGAAGAGCUGCAACAAGAGGCUGUACGAAGACAAAAGGCUCUUGAACAGAGUAUCCAGUCUGCCCAGGAGAUUGACAAAACCCUUCGCUUAAUCCAAGAGUCUCUUUCCUUCGUUGACAGACAGUUAACAGCCUACAUUGCAGACAGAGUUGAUGCAGCACAAGUCCCUCAUGAAGCACAGAAAAUACAGUCUGAUUUAGCAAGCCACGAGAUCAGUUUGGAAGAAAUGAAAAAGCGAAACCGGGGUAAAGAUGCUGCCGAAAGAGUUUUAUCCCAAAUUGAUGUGGCACAGAAAAAGCUACAAGAUGUCUCUGUAAAGUUCCGCUUGUUCCAGAAGCCAGCCAAUUUUGAACAGCGUUUACAAGAAUGUAAAAGAAUUUUGGAUGAAGUGAAACUGCAGUUGCCCAAGUUAGAGAUGAGGAGUGUUGAGCAGGAGGUUGUGCAGUCACAGUUGGAUCACUGUAUGAAAUUGUAUAAAAGCCUGAGUGAGGUGAAGUCUGAAGUGGAAACCGUGAUAAAAACUGGCCGACAGAUUGUUCAAAAACAACAGACAGAAAACCCAAAAGACCUGGAUGAAAGACUUACUGCUUUGAAAUUGCAGUAUAAUGAACUGGGUGCACGGGUGACAGAAAAAAAGCAAGAGUUAGAGAAAUGUUUGAAAUUGUCCCGGAAGCUUCGAAAGGAAAUGAAUGCUCUGACAGAGUGGCUGGCAGUGACAGAUGCAGAAUUAACAAAGAGAUCCGCAGUGGAGGGAAUGCCUUCUGAUUUGGAUGCUGAAGUUGCCUGGGGCAAGGCAACACAAAAGGAAAUUGAGAAACGCCAGCUGCAUCUUAAAAGCAUCACUGAUUUAGGAGAGGGUUUGAGACCUGUACUUAAAGGAAAGGAAAGUCUUGUGGAUGAUAAACUCAGCCUCCUGAACAGUAACUGGAUAGCAGUAACUUCUCGAGCUGAGGAGUGGUUCAACCUGUUGCUGGAAUAUCAAAAGCAUAUGGAGACUUUUGAUCAGAAUGUAGCUAACAUCACAACAUGGAUGUAUCGUGCUGAGAUACUGUUGGAUGAAUCUGAGAAACAAAAACCUCAGCAAAAAGAGGAAGUUCUAAAGCGCUUAAAGGCUGAGCUGAAUGAUAUGCAUCCAAAGGUGGACUUUGUGCGUGACCAGGCUGUAGACUUGAUGACAAACUGCGGAGAUCACUGCAGGAAAGUAAUAGAACCUAAACUGUCAGAACUCAACCAUCGAUUUGCAGCCAUAUCACAAAGAAUUAAGAGUGGAAAGGUCUUCAUUCCUUUGAAGGAAUUGGAGCAGUUUAACUUUGAUAUACAAAAAUUGCUUGAAACACUGGAGGCUGAAAUUCAGCAGGGGGUGAAUCUGAAAGAGGAAGACUUCCACAAAGAUAUGACUGAAGACAAUGAGACUACUGUAAAAGAAUUACUGGAAAGGGGAGAUAUUCUUCAACAAAGAAUCACAGAUGAGAGAAAGCGAGAGGAAAUAAAGAUAAAACAACAGCUGUUGCAGACAAAACAUAAUGCUCUCAAGGAUUUAAGGUCUCAAAGAAGAAAAAAGGCUUUAGAGAUUUCUCCUCAUUGGUAUCAGUACAAGAGGCAGGCUGAUGACCUAAUGAAAUGUUUGGAUGACAUUGAGAAAAAAUUAGCCAGUCUACCAGAACCCAAAGAUGAACAGAAGCUAAAGGAAAUUGAUGGAGAAUUGGAGAAGAAGAAAGAAGAACUGAAUGCGGUGCACAGGCAAGCUGAACGCUUGUCUAAGGAUGGGGCUGCAAAAGCAGUGGAGCCAACCCUGAUACAGCUCAGCAAGCGCUGGCGAGAUAUUGAGAGCAAAUUUGCUCAGUUUCGAAGACUCAACUAUGCACAAAUUCAAACUGUUUAUGAAGAGACAACUGUUGUGAUGACUGAAGGUAUGACUAUGGAAACAACUUACAUGCCUUCUGCAUACCUGGCAGAGAUCCUUCGACUUCUGAAAGCCUUGUCUGAAGUGGAAGACCACCUUAACUCACCUGCUCUGCAGGUUAAGAACUAUGAGGAUCUCUAUAAACAAGAAGAGUGUCUCAAGAAUGUUAAAGACAGCCUGGGGAGGUUCUCGGGUCAGAUUGAGGUUAUUCGCAGCAAGAAGACAUCAGCUUUGCAAAGUGCCACACCUGGGGAAGCUGGAAAGAUACAGGAAAAGCUGAGUCAGCUUAAUUUCCAGUGGGAAAAAGUUAACAAGAUGUACAGGGACCGACAGGCGCGGUUUGACAGAUCUGUGGAGAAAUGGCGGCUUUUCCACCAUGACAUGAAGAGCUUUAGUCAGUGGCUUACUGAAACGGAGCAGAAUCUGGCUAGAACCCAAAUACAUCCCGGGGACCUGGCUUCUGCUGAAACCAAGCAGUAUCUCAAGGAACUCCAGGAUGGCAUUGGAAGACAGCAAACUGUUGUCAAAACACUAAACGUAACUGGUGAACAGAUUAUUGAGCAGUCAUCAACAGCAGAUGCUACCUUACUGAAGGAAAAACUGGGGAGCUUGAAUUUUCGGUGGCAGGAGAUCUGCAGACAGCUGACAGAGAGAAGAAAGAGGCUAGAAGAAGAAAAGAAUAUUCUGUCAGAAUUGCAAGAAGGCUUAAAUGAGUUCGCUUUCUGGUUAGAGGAAGCAGACAGAGUUGCUGGUAUUCCUUCUGAACCAGGAAAUGAAGAGCAGUUAAAAGACUCCCUUGAAAAAGUGAAGUUCAGAGUUGAAGAGCUACCUCUACGCAAGGGAAUAUUGAAACGAUUAAAUGAAACUGGAGGAACAGUACUUAGAAGUGCAUUGCUGAACCCAGAAGAAAAACAUAAACUUGAGAAUAGACUGAAAGAAGUUAACCAUCACUGGAUAAAGGUAUCCAAAGAUCUUCCAGAAAAACAAAAAGAAAUAGAAGAUCUACUAAAUAAUUUGACCCAAUUUGAACAACAGUUAAGUCAGCUGGCAUUGUGGGUAACUCCUGUUAAGGAUCAACUGGAACUGUAUAACCAAGUGGGCCAACCAGCAGCUUUUGAUAUUAAGGAAACAGAAGCAGCAGUUCAAGACAAACAGCUGAAUGUGGAAGGGAUUUUGUCUAGAGGGCGUCUUUUAUAUAAGGAAAAACCAGCCACUCAUCCUCUAAAGAAAAAAUUACAAGAAUUAACUGUCGACUGGACAGCAAUCAACCAUUUAAUUCAAGAACUAAAGAGAAAACCUGCUUCAGAAGUCUUAACUCCUGGUCAAACUGUUACUGUGGUUACGCAAACCACAGUAACCAAGGAAACCACCAUCUCCAAACUAGAAAUGCCAUCUUCCUUGCUUCUGGAGGUGCCAGCCCUGGCUGACUUCAAUAAGGCAUGGGCAGAACUCACUGACUGGCUUUCUCUACUGGAUCGAGUAAUAAAAUCCCAGAUAGUAACAGUGGGCGAUCUUGAUGACAUCAACGACAUGAUCAUCAAACAAAAGCUAGCAGAAUCCAUCAUGGCAUCUGAUCUUGAAAUGGCAACACUACAGGAUUUGGAGCAAAGGCGUCCCCAGUUGGAUGAGCUAAUAACUGCAGCACAGAAUCUGAAAAACAAGACUACCAAUCAAGAGGCCAGAACAAUCAUUACUGAUCGCAUUGAAAAGAUACAGAGUCAGUGGGACGAAGUUCAGGGACGCCUUCAAAACCGAAGACAGCAAUUACAUGAAAUGUUAAAGGAUUCGACGCAGUGGCUGGAAGCGAAACAGGAAGCUGAGCAGGUUCUAGAACAAGCCAAAGCCAAGCUUGAGUCGUGGAAGGAGAUUUCAUACACUGUGGAUGCUCUGAAAAAACAGAACGCCGAACUUAAGCAAUUUUCUAAAGAGUUGCGGCAGUGGCAAAUAAAUGUGGAUGUAGCAAAUGACAUGGCACUUAAGUUGCUCCGUGAUUAUUCAACAGAUGACACCAGAAAAGUACAACUGGUAACAGAUAACAUUAAUACCACUUGGGAUACCAUUAAUAAAAGGGUGAGCGAGCGUGAGGCUGCACUUGAAGCAGCUCUAAGGCUGCUGCAACAAUUCUACCUGGAUCUGGAAAAGUUCCUUGCUUGGCUUACGGAAGCAGAGACGACAGCCAAUGUCCUGCAAGAUGCUACACGCAAGGAAAGGAUACUAGAGGAUGCAAAAGGUGUUCGGGAGCUCAUGAAACAGUGGCAGGAUCUCCAGACAGAGAUUGAAGCUCAUACUGAUAUCUUCCACAACCUGGAUGAAAAUGGACAGAAAAUCCUGAGAUCGUUGGAAGGCUCUGAUGAUGCAGCCUUGUUGCAGAGACGCUUGGAUAACAUGAACUUCAGAUGGGGCGAGCUUAGGAAAAAAUCCCUGAACAUUAGGUCCCAUUUAGAAGCCAGUUCUGACCAGUGGAAACGUCUACAUCUCUCUCUCCAAGAACUUCUGGCAUGGCUGCAGCUGAAGGAGGAUGAGUUAAAGCAGCAGUCACCCAUUGGUGGGGAUCUUCCCACUGUGCAGAAGCAGAAUGAUACACACAGGACCUUCAAAAGGGAGUUGAAAGCUAAAGAACCUGUUAUCAUGAGUGUGCUUGAGACUGUGCGAAUAUUCCUAGCAGAACAGCCUUUGGAGGGGUUGGAGAAGCUCUAUCAGGAGCCUAGAGAGCUGUCUCCUGAAGAAAGGGCUCAAAAUGUCACCAGACUUCUCCGAAAGCAGGCAGAUGAGGUCAAAACUGAAUGGGAUAAGUUGAACCUGCAUUCUGCAGACUGGCAAAAGAAGAUAGAUGAGACCCUUGAAAGACUGCAGGAGCUUCAGGAGGUGAUAGAUGAACUGGACUUAAAGCUACGCCAGGCUGAAGUAUUCAAGGGAUCUUGGCAGCCAGUAGGAGAUUUGCUAAUUGACUCUCUACAAGAUCACCUAGAAAAAGUCAAGGCUUACCGAGCAGAACUUGCACCUCUUAAGGACAACGUGAAUCAUGUAAAUGAUCUGGCUUACCGUUUCCCUUCCUCUGAUAUCCAGCUUUCUCAAUAUAAUCUUAACUGCCUAGAAGACCUGAAUGCUAGAUGGAAGCUCCUGAAGGUGGCUAUUGAUGAACGCAUCAGGCAAUUGCAUGAUGCUCACAGGGAUUUUGGCCCUACCUCUCAGCACUUCCUUUCCACUUCUGUCCAGGGUCCCUGGGAGAGGGCAAUCUCACCAAACAAAGUGCCCUAUUAUAUCAACCAUGAGACACAAACCACCUGCUGGGAUCAUCCCAAAAUGACUGAGCUCUACCAGUCUUUAGCUGACCUGAACAAUGUCAGAUUCUCGGCUUAUAGAACUGCCAUGAAACUCCGAAGACUGCAGAAAGCCCUCUGCUUGGAUCUCUUAAGUUUGUCUGCUGCAUGUGAUGCCUUGGACCAGCACAACCUCAAACAGAAUGACCAGCCAAUGGACAUCCUACAGAUCAUUAACUGCUUGACCACCAUUUAUGAUCGCCUGGAACAAGAGCACAAUAACCUGGUCAACGUCCCUCUCUGUGUAGACAUGUGCCUCAACUGGCUGCUGAAUGUCUAUGACACGGGUCGAACCGGAAGGAUCCGUGUCUUAUCUUUUAAAACUGGUGUAAUUUCCCUGUGUAAAGCACAUUUGGAAGAUAAAUACAGAUACCUAUUCAAGCAGGUGGCAAGUUCCACUGGAUUCUGUGACCAGCGCCGAUUGGGCCUUCUCCUUCAUGACUCCAUCCAGAUUCCCCGGCAGCUGGGCGAAGUUGCAUCAUUUGGUGGCAGCAAUAUUGAACCCAGUGUUAGGAGCUGCUUCCAGUUUGCGAAUAACAAGCCAGAAAUUGAAGCAGCCUUGUUUUUGGAUUGGAUGAGGUUGGAACCACAGUCCAUGGUCUGGCUGCCAGUGUUGCACAGGGUGGCUGCUGCUGAAACUGCCAAACAUCAAGCUAAGUGUAACAUCUGUAAGGAGUGUCCAAUUAUUGGAUUCAGGUACAGAAGUUUAAAGCACUUUAACUAUGACAUCUGCCAAAGCUGCUUCUUUUCUGGCCGAGUUGCAAAAGGUCAUAAAAUGCACUAUCCAAUGGUGGAGUACUGCACACCAACAACUUCAGGAGAAGACGUCCGUGACUUUGCCAAGGUACUGAAAAACAAAUUUCGAACAAAACGCUAUUUUGCAAAGCACCCAAGAAUGGGCUAUCUGCCUGUACAAACUGUCUUGGAGGGAGACAACAUGGAAACUCCUGUUACUCUGAUCAACUUCUGGCCAGUAGAUUCUGCGCCUGCUUCGUCCCCUCAGCUUUCACAUGACGAUACUCAUUCACGCAUUGAACAUUAUGCUAGCAGGCUAGCAGAAAUGGAGAACAGCAAUGGUUCCUAUCUAAAUGACAGUAUUUCACCUAACGAGAGCAUAGAUGAUGAGCAUUUAUUAAUCCAGCACUACUGCCAAAGUUUGAACCAGGAAUCCCCACUGAGCCAGCCCCGAAGCCCUGCCCAGAUCCUGAUUUCCCUGGAAAGUGAAGAGAGAGGUGAACUAGAGAGAAUCCUAGCAGAUCUGGAGGAGGAGAACAGAAACCUGCAAGCAGAAUAUGACCGACUGAAGCAGCAGCAUGAUCACAAAGGACUCUCUCCACUGCCAUCCCCACCUGAGAUGAUGCCUAUCUCCCCCCAAAGUCCCCGAGAUGCUGAGCUCAUUGCGGAAGCUAAGCUGCUUCGCCAGCACAAGGGCCGCCUGGAAGCCAGGAUGCAGAUUCUUGAGGAUCACAACAAACAGCUGGAGUCACAGCUGCACAGGCUGAGACAACUGCUGGAACAGCCCCAGGCAGAUGCCAAGGUGAAUGGUACAACUCUGUCCUCUCCUUCUACCUCCUUACAGAGGUCAGAUAGCAGUCAGCCAAUGCUUCUCCGUGUUGUUGGCAGCCAGACUUCCGAAACCAUGGGUGAGGAUGACCUGCUCAAUCCUCCCCAGGACACAAGCACAGGUUUGGAGGAGGUGAUGGAACAGCUUAACAAUUCCUUCCCAAGUACAAGAGGCCACAAUGUAGGGAGCCUUUUCCACAUGGCAGAUGACCUGGGCAGAGCAAUGGAAACCUUAGUUACAGUGAUGACUGAUGACAAGGUGUUAGAAUAGCAAGAUGUGUUUUACAACUUCAGGCGUCCCGCAUGGUUUUUAUAAUAUUCAUACAACAAAAAAGGAUUAGACUGUAAGAGUUUACAAGAAAACAAAUCUAUAUUUUUGUGAAGGGUAGUGGUACUAUACUGUAGAUUUCAGUAGUUUCCUAAGUCUGUUAUUGUUUUGUUAACAAUGGCAGGUUUUACACGUCUAUGCAAUUGUACAAAAAUUAUAAGAGAACUCCAUGUAAAAUCUUGAUAGCUAAAUAACUUGCCAUUUCUUUAUAUGGAACGCAUUUCGGGUUGUUUAAAAAAUUUAUAACAGUUAUAAAGAAAGAUUGUAAACUAAAGUGUGCUUUAUAAAAAAAAAAUUGUUUAUAGAAACCCCCUUAAAAACAAACAAAAAAAUUGAGGCAGUGCAUUUGUUUAGCAUCAUUUCAGCUCUGUAACUGUACCAGAUAUAUCUUCAUGUUCUGUGUUCUUUUCCUUGCCUAUCAAAGAAAGUAUUUCCUGUAACAACACCAAAACAGCUGACUUACAUUUCUCAUCAUUUUUUGUCUGACUAGGGCUGGCUUAAACAAUCCUCUGAACUUCCAGUCGAGGUAGUUAGUCCACCUCUUUUCAAGUAAAACUUAAGGAUUACAUGAAUCACCCAGAUAGUUUGCAAUAAUAAGAUGAAAGAGCACAUUACAUGACAAUGCUAUCUUCAGAGCCUGUAAAAAAUCAAGUUUAAUAAAUAUCCUCUGCUCCAGUUGUUUCCUCUACUGACUAAAAUCCUGAAUGUUGUUAGUAAUGAAACAGAAAUUGCCUUACCGGAUUAAAUCUUUGGACCUUAUUGUCCGGUAUCCUGCCUCUGGCAGUAGCCAGUACCUGAUGCUUCAGCACAAGUUUGAUGUAACCCCUUCCCACUCAUAAAGCCCUCUGCUCUACAUCAGGAUGUAGAGAGAGGGAAAUUCCUUCCUGACUCCCAGGGGUGGUCAGCUUCUGCUCUGAAGCAUGGGUGAUUACUUACAUAGCGUUUAGUGUGCAUAGCUACCAGUAUUGUUAAUUGUCAUAAGGUUACUCAGUGCUUUGGGGUAGAAAAGUAAACCCUUCCACAAUAUGUCGGAACCUAUUCCUGUUAGCAGCAAGUUCCAAGGAGCUGCAGCACUUAUAGCAAUCUUUGAGAAACACUGUAAAAGAAUUUCUGCUGUCAUUGUGUUUGAUGGUCAGGUGAAGGUAGCCACACUGCUCCAUGAGAGAGAUGUCAUCAACAAGGGUCCUUAUAUUUUCUUCCUCCCCAUUUCUCUCUCUAAGUAAUACCGCACAAUUAACAGUUAUUCAAGAGAGAGAAAACAGAAAAUAGACGAACCAGUUCAAUAGCAGCUCAUCAGAGUUAGGCUGGGGUCUGAGGUGCUGUUAGCAAAAGCUUUACCAUUUCAUUUCCUUAUACCAGCCUUUAACUUCAUCUUAGGACACCUAGAUAUUUGCCAUCUAACAUUACAUUGCAAGGUUAAAAAAAUCUGUUACCUCUUCUUGUAUGAAGUGUAAUUAAACUUGGGAGAGAUUUUAUUUUGAAUGCUAGUUAACAUUGAACAUGGUUAGUCAUGCUAUUUCUACCUCACUUUGGUUUCGUGGUGUUCCUGACAAUUACAUUCAGAUGUUACAUCGUCACCACUUGUCCAUUGUGUGAAGAGUUCUCAUCAUUUUAAUAAGAAUCAUUAAUAAUAAAUUUACAAAGAAAUACAAAACCCAAGCCUCCACUUUCAUAAUAAAUAGCUUUUUUAAUGCUUUAUUUACAAUUGGUACCCUAUAUAUUUCUCAUGGUCUUUCUUCAAGAAAGCUCAACUUGAGAUUUAAGGAAGGGAUUUGUUUCUUUUUGUUUGUUCUUAUAAGUUAGACCUCUUCAAGAACAUUGAGGUAAAUGGAUUGCACGAUUGUUUUCAUCAGGGUUUUAUUUUUGUUUGUUUGUUUUUACUUUCUAGACAUUAGUUUUGGAGUGAGUCUGUCAAAAAUAUUUAAAAAGUUGAGAGCUUUAUUACUGCUUUUUAAGCAUAAUUUGGAAAUUAUUUCAUGUUUCUUAUAACCACAGAGUAUUAAACUGUAAAACAUAAUCAGUGUAACUGAAUACAUAACUAUCAUAUGGCAUGUUAUUCCAUUGUUACUCAGUACUGGUUUAUUACUUGGAUCUCAUAAUAUAUUGUGUUUUAACACCAACACUGUAACAUUUACUAGUUAUUUUUAUAAACUUCAGUUUUACUGCAUUUUUCACAACAUAUCAAAUUUCACCAAAUAUAUGCCUUACUAUUGUAUUAUAUACUGCUUUACUGUGUAUAUCAAUAAAGCACGC
Alligator sinensis (Chinese alligator) is the source of this 13579-nucleotide messenger RNA. RefSeq names its product dystrophin (gene DMD). Gene Ontology annotation, cellular component: plasma membrane. The transcript is spliced from 78 exons. NCBI's taxonomy places the organism in Eukaryota, Metazoa, Chordata, Crocodylia, Alligatoridae. Gene Ontology annotation, molecular function: protein binding; zinc ion binding. Gene Ontology annotation, biological process: synaptic signaling. The record is from RefSeq and is a predicted model, not a curated record. The coding region runs from base 299 to 11269 and encodes 3656 amino acids.